Brassica rapa (field mustard) is the source of this 1391-nucleotide messenger RNA. RefSeq lists its product as uncharacterized. The record is from RefSeq and is a predicted model, not a curated record. NCBI's taxonomy places the organism in Eukaryota, Viridiplantae, Streptophyta, Magnoliopsida, Brassicales, Brassicaceae.
ACAUUUUUACUCUAAAUUCUAUCUUAGAACGAAAAUAGAAUAAUUGGUGAUGUUUUUACCGUUUCAUUUAUGGGGUACAUUUUUGCAAUCUAAGUUGUAGGUUUCGUUUUAAGAAUUUGAAAGACAUUAAAAAUGUUACUAAGCAAUCACAAUAUUGGAUUUAUCCAAAUUUUGAUUCAUAUUAUGCUUAGUAGAAGUUGUAUUUUGGCUUCAACAUUCUAGCAUAUUUUAGCUUAACACACUUAUACUUCUUAGCAUUCCGUAUCUCUUUACAUAGGCUCCAAUUUGAUGAUAAGGCAGAUAUAAUUUUAUUUGUUUUUUUUUAACUUUGGAAGUUCCAAGCUCCAUAACUUCUAUGCGGUCUGGAGUCAUCUGCCAUUAAUAAAAUCACAAUUUGAGCGUAAAAUCGUUUUAUCUCAAAGUAGAAUUAAACCAAUGAUUUUUGAAUAAUCUCAAGAACUGACAAUGUGUUUAGUAAGUGAAAUGUAGAAGUGUUACUUACUUCGUUAAAAGCAAAUGUAUCGAUAUGGGAAACAAAAACGUUUCACUUAACCAAAAGGUUAAGGUUAAAAAUAAAGUGGGGCUUAAUCUAAAAUAAAAUAAAAAAUUCCCUUUAUAAACUCCGCCUCUCUCUCUAACUUUCUCUAGCUUUCAGUCCAAACGAACGGUUGUGUUUCGAAGACAUAGCAAGCAAUAGAGAGAAAGAAAGGAACACAUAAAAACACUCUAAUGGAUUUGUGUUUCCACGAAGGAGGAGGAAGCAGCGUUUGGCAGAAAUGCUCUAGACACCGUUUCAUCUGCGGUGGCGGCGUUUGUCCUUACUGCCUCCACGAACGUCUCUCCUCACUCUGCCCCGACUGCGCCCGCGAUAUCCCGUGUUCUUGUACCCCACGCGCCUCCGUCGACGUAGAUGUUCCCUUCGCUGAUGUCGGAUCGGUUGGCCGCGUUUCCAGCCUGAUCGAAUGCGAGCCGGCGUUUAGGAGAUCCACCUCAAUGUCUGUUCCGUUUCUCCGGUCUACUAAACCGGAACUGGUUGAGAAAACCGGACCUGGUCGUUCGCUCUGGAGGAUGUUCAGAAGAGAGAGUAAAAGCAAGACUGGUACGAUGAUGAUGAGGAAGUCGAGAUCAGUCGCAGUCUCUGAUGCCGGAGAACUGUUGUCUUCUCCGGCGCCGGUGACGAGCAAGGGAAAUGGUUGGUACUUUCCAAGUCCGAUCAAGGUUUUCCGACAAUCAAGAAUCUUGUUUCAACAAAGAUCUCCUUUGUACAGAGGUUGAACUCUAGGUUAUUUUCAGUUUGGUCUCUCUUUUUUUUUUUUUUGCUAAAUGCUUUUUAUUUUGUUGAUCAAUAGUUUGAUUAAUAUGUUUCAUAAUGAUAAUGUUGAUUUUUUACA